This is a messenger RNA of Symbiodinium natans, 594 nucleotides long. Lineage: Eukaryota; Dinophyceae; Suessiales; Symbiodiniaceae. The record is from the annotation of a GenBank genome assembly.
AUGGAGCUGGACGACGAGUUCUUGGUCGUCUGGCAGGGCUUCAGCGAGAUGCACGGCAAGCCUUGGGACUACAAGGACGAAGCGAGCUUGCGGGCCUUCCUCUUGGAGCGCAUUCAAGAGGGCUUCUCCUUCCCCCUGAACCCGGUGUGGCCCGUCCGAGACAAGGGCUGGUUCGAGGUCUUCCAGGCCCUCCGCGCGUCGGAGCACGGAGCUACAGACCUCCAGUCCUGGUUCCCGCCGGAGUUGGACUACGCGAGCACCAUCGAGAAGCUGCAUGCCAAGUUCCCCGAAGGCUUUCGGCUCGUCCAAAAGUGCUUGGCGCCCAGAGCUUGUUUGUGCUUGUGCAACACAUGGCUAAAACAGCUGUAUCAAGUCAAGCACGCUCUUUCAGAAGAGGGCUUUCUUUGCUUGCUUGAACUGCUUUCCUGCGAAUCUGAAUGCGGGUUUGUACGAAGGAGAAGCGCGAGCGAAGUCGAGAAGAAGGAGAUCUUUGAAGUCACAGUGAAGCUCAGUGAAGCUCUCUCUCUCCCUCUCUCGGGUAGAGAACGUGUCUGGCAGCUUGAGAGCGGCGCUCGCUCGGGGAAUGGGAAGUAA